Molecule: messenger RNA, 1142 nt
Organism: Drosophila subpulchrella
Lineage: Eukaryota; Metazoa; Arthropoda; Insecta; Diptera; Drosophilidae
Product: 26S proteasome non-ATPase regulatory subunit 9
Exons: 4
Coding region: 41-694 (217 amino acids)
Biological process (GO): proteasome regulatory particle assembly
Cellular component (GO): cytoplasm; nucleus
Molecular function (GO): protein binding
Source: RefSeq, a predicted model, not a curated record
UAAAGAAAACAAACGAACAACUCGAAUCGAAGGGGAAGUCAUGGCCACCACCAAGGAGCGACUGGAGCGGCUGAUCAACGCCAAGAAGCAGCUGGAGGCGCAGAUCAGCAAGAACGGACAGAUCCUGGCCGCCAACGACAAUGUGGGCAUGACCGGACCGCUGGUGGAUUCCGAGGGCUUCCCGCGCAACGACAUCGACAUUUACCAGGUGCGUCAGGCGCGCCAGACCAUCAUCUGCCUGCAGAACGACCACAAGGAGCUGAUGAACCAGAUCCAGACCCUGCUCAACCAGUACCACAGCGAGAUAGCCACCACUGAUCCGGAGCUGGUGAACCGUGCCUCCGCUUUGGACCUGGACAGCGACCGAUCGCCAGGAGGAGCCAAUUUGGCUGACCUUGCACCAGCUCGCGCCAUCGUGGUGGUCAACCUAGUCAGUCCCGAUUCCCCCGCCGAGAAAGCUGGACUUUGUGUGGGCGAUGCCAUCCUCCGUUUCGGCUCCAUCAAUAGCAGUAACUUCAAAGGAGAUCUCGCCCAGAUUGGCGAGGUCGUGCGCAACAUGCAGAACCAGAAUGUCCAACUGAAGGUGAAGCGUGCCGAGCAGCAGCUGGACUUGAUAUUGGUGCCAAAGACCUGGAGCGGACGCGGCCUCCUCGGCUGCAACAUCGUCCUGCCGCCCGAGGCCAUGGAGCACUAAUCUCAUGGCCAGGUCACCACUGGACGCGUUUGCUCUAAAUUGUGAAAAUUGAUUUUUGGAUUGGAAGCCUGAUUUCAGAAGGGUUUUCAGGCCAAUUUAGCCGGAGUCAUCUUGGUGAUUGACAGCAGGGUCAGUGUGCCAAGGGGUAGAAGAAAAGUUGACCAAGGUGGGUAACAGAUAAAGGGUAAUAGUAGUGAUUCAGGGUAUGAUGAGUAUUUGCUGCUUAAAUAGGGGCAUUUAUUCUUGAUCAAGUUAAUAAAUCUUUUUGAAUCACAAUCUAAAUAAUGAUCACUUUAGGCAGUUUUCCAAAGGAUGGCAUCAUACUAUGUUUUAAAACUGAUUUUUGAAAUUUUUUUUUUCUUUUUAAUAUAAUGUUUAUAUUUUAAAUACCUUUAUUGCGAUAAAUGUAAGAUUUAAAUUGAUGCAGUAAAUAAAUAUAUUUUCGGAA